Molecule: messenger RNA, 1791 nt
Organism: Cydia fagiglandana
Lineage: Eukaryota; Metazoa; Arthropoda; Insecta; Lepidoptera; Tortricidae
Product: luciferin 4-monooxygenase-like
Exons: 10
Coding region: 1-1791 (596 amino acids)
Biological process (GO): long-chain fatty acid metabolic process; fatty-acyl-CoA biosynthetic process
Molecular function (GO): long-chain fatty acid-CoA ligase activity
Source: RefSeq, a predicted model, not a curated record
AUGCUCGUUCACGGCGAGGGAGAUUUGCUAGUGCCCGCACAUUUGAAUUUCGGCAAAUGGAUUCUGGGCCGACUGAGGGAGACAGACCCCGAGCGCGUGUGUUUGCAUAGUUCCACAACGGGGUACAAGCUGACGUUCGAGGAGGUAUCGCAGUAUGCAGUCAGGCUGGCAGCGGCGCUGACGCAGCGGGGGGCGGGGAGGGGAGACACGGUGGCGGUGGUAGGCGAGCCCCCCGCCACCUUCCUCCCCGCCGGGCUCGCCGUGCUACUGGCGGGCGCAGCACUCACUCUUAUAGAAACAGAGUGUGGAAAAGAUGCUCAUGUGCAGCGCGGGCGGCCCCCUCUUGCGUCUCUCCGUUUGGCGUGUUUGGGGUGGCCCAGCUUCUCCAGGGGUUUCUUGAUAUCUUCAAUCGGUGUGAAGGAGGGGAGACCCCUGCGGUACUCCGCCUCGGAGCUGGGCUCGAAGAGUAUCCCAGCCCCCAGCCGUGUGGUGAAAGCAAUCCUCAAGCAUAAGUUAAAUCUAUCGAAACCGAAGUAUGUAAUCUGCACUCAACGGUUCUUCGAGAUCUACGGCGACAUACUGAAGAGUUCGGAUUUCAUCAAAGCCCUCAUUUGUUUCGACGACAUCGAGGGUAUGGAGUCGGUGGAGGCGCUGGUGUCGAGCCAAGGCCUGGACGUGGACAAGUUCGAACCGGCGGCGGUCGAAGGCCAGACCGACGUAGCGCUGGUAUCAUUCUCGUCAGGAACUACUGGGCUCUCCAAGGGAGUACUCCUGACACACCUUGCUCUUAUUGCGAGAAUCAAUGCGAUUACACAGUGGCAUUAUGACUACAAUGAUUCGCACUCUGAACCCUUGCAAGUAGGUUUCUUUGCGGAGCCCGACCGCACCUCGUAUUACGACUUCAAAAUGAUGUGCACGGUGAUGUGCUCCGGACAAACACUUGUGUACUCGGACCGCGACGUGGAUUUGAAGUAUGUCAAAGAAUAUCAGGCGCAUACGAUGCUCACCGUGCCUGCGAUCGUAGAAAUGAUGGUAAAUGCUAAAGAGAACUACGAUUUGAGAUCCCUCAAGUUUGUUUGUACCGCCGGCUCGCCUCUUAAUCGUCGGAGUGCACAACUAUUACAAGAAAGAUAUCCUGAUAUUAAACUAGUAGGUUUGUACGGCUCAACAGAAUCUGGCUCCAUUGCUACAACACAGAACAAGGCGUUUGACGUCGAUGUUGCAAACGAGGACACGGCAGAUGGUUACUGCGUUGGCCACGCUGUUCCGGGGGUUACGAUCAAGGUCGUGGAUAGAGAAACGCGAGAAAUGCUCGGUCCGAACCAGCGAGGAGAGAUCUGUGUCCGCGGGCCGCGACUUAUGAAGGGCUACCUGGGCACUACCGCGCCCUACCUGGACGAGCAGGGGUUCUACCUGACGGGGGACCUGGGCUACUUCGAUCACCACAAACGCAUAUAUUUGGUGGGCAGGCUGAAAGAUGUCAUUAAUGUCAUGGGGCACAAGGUGUCCCCUGGCGAUGUGGAGGCCGUGCUGCGGCUGCACCCGGCGGUGCAGGAGGCGGCCGUGGUUGGGAAACCUGCCGAGGUGGAGGGGGAAGAGCUGCCCACCGCCUUUGUAGUGCUGCGGCCCGGCGCCGCCGCCACCGACGCUGAGAUUGUAGACUACGUGGCCCAGCAGGUAACUUGGUUCAUGCAGCUGCGCGGCGGCGUGAGGUUUGUGGCGGAGCUCCCGAGGAGCACGAUGCAGAAGAUCCUGCGCAAGCGCCUCAGGGAGAUGCUGGAACGGGAGUAG